CAUGGCGGCCUGCCUGAGAAGGCUGCAUCACAUCUCGCUCCACGUGUCCGACGUGGAGAAAAUAGCCGACGACUUUGUGUCCAAAUUUAAGUUCCACUUAUUCGCCACCAGGCUGACGGACCGAAGCAGGCAGCUGGCGUUCAGGACCGGCUCGGCGGUGUUUGUGGUGAACGAGAGGGGGAGAAAUAACCGCGCCGCUCUGUCAUUGACUGGAGAAGAGGCGGCGGUGGUGGUGGACACACACUCCCGGAAGCAGACGGGUGGAUAUCUCUACGACUUCCGCCCGCACUACCCGGUGGACACGGUGUGCAACGUCUGCUUCGAGGUGGACGACGUUCAGGGCUCGUUUGAUGCUCUCCGGCGCCUGGGCUGCAGCUUCCUGGUGCCGCCGACUACUGUCCGCGACCGGCGAGGCCAGGUCACGUACGCCGUCCUCAAGUCCAUUUUGGGGAAUGUUUGCCACACGUUAAUCGACAAGACCCGGUACGACGGGAGCUUUUUGCCCGGCUUCGACCUUGUGGACGAAGACCCGGGCGCCGCCGCCGGGGACGUUUGUCCUGUCACGCAUGUGGACCACGUCACCAUGGUGGCCCCCAUCGGGACCAGCCAGCAGGUCCUGAGCUGGUAUGAACGCGUUCUGGGCUUUCAGAGGUUUUUCGUUCACAGCGAGGACGACGUGGAUGGGGGUUUGGUCGUCAACCAGAAUGGGAAGGGACUCCGACUGGCCGCCAUGGAACUCUUGAAAUCCAGCGAAACGGGGAUCGUCCUUCCUUCUCAGCGCAAACACCAGCCUGACUGCAAGUUUGUUAUUGCUGAAUCACUCCCUGAUCAGGGGAGGAACCAGGUGGACACGUUCCUGGAGGAGCAUGGGGCCGCAGGGAUCCAGCACAUCGCGCUGUACACAAGCGACAUUCUAGCCGCAACCCGCAUGAUGGCUGACGCCGGCGUGCCUUUUUACCAGAACCCUGCUGCGUACUACUCCCAGGGUGAAAAACAGCGGGAGAUUUUGGCUGCAGGAUGCGACCCCCAGAAGCUGGCCCAGAAUGGCAUUCUGCUGGACACGGACCAGGGACAGGACCUGUUAGCCGGCCAGACCAGAAGAUACCUCCUCCAGGUGUUCACCAAGCCCCUCUUCGAGGAGGACACCUUCUUCAUGGAGCUGAUCGAGCGCAAAGGAGCGACCGGCUUCGGCGACGGCAACAUCAAGGCCCUGUGGGCGUGCGUGCAGACGUACAUGGACGCCGAGAACGGGAAGGAGGUGCCAAAAACUCCAGAAUGAUGUGGUCCUGAUGGCUUCAUCUGGCCAGGAUCUUCAGCUCUCACUGGAUCGGUUCGCAGCCGAGUGUGAAGCGAACUGGGAUAAGAAUCAGCACCUCCAAGUCCGAGUCCAUGGUUCUCGCCCGGAAAAGGGUGGAGUGCCAUCUCCGGGUUGGGGAGGAGACCCUGCCCCAAGUGGAGGAGUUCAAGUACCUCGGAGUCUUGUUCACGAGUGAGGGAAGAGUGGAUCGUGGAUGCGGACGCUGUAUCGAUCCGUUGUGGUGAAGAAGGGGCUGAACCGGAAGGCAAAGCUCUCAAUUUACCGGUUGAUCUACGUUCCCAUCCUCACCUAUGGUCACAAACUCAGGGUUAUGACCGAAAGGACAAGAUCACGGGUACCAGCGUCCGAAAUAAGCUUCCUCCACCGGGUGGCGGGGCUCUCCCUUAGAUAUAGGGUGAGAAGCUCUAAGGGCUCAAAGUAAAUCCGCUGUUCCUCCUCAUUGAGAGGAGCCAGAUGAGGUGGUUCGGGCAUCUGGUCAGGAUGCCACCCGAACGCCUCCAUAGGGAGGUGUUUAGGGCACGUCCAACCGGUAGGAGGCCACGGGGAAGACCCAGGACACGUUGGGAAGACUAUGUCUCCCCCGGCUGGCCUGGGAACGCUUUGGGAUCCCCCGGGAAGAGCUGGACGAAGUGGCUGGGGAGAGAAAAGUUUAGGCUUCCCUGCUUAGGCUGCUGCCCCUGCAACCCGACCUCGGAUAAGCGGAAGAAAAUGGAUGGAUGGAAUUGAUUUACCACGGAGUCUUGUUCACGAGUGAGGGAAGACUGGAUCGUGGAUGCGGACGUUGUAUCGAUCCGUUGUGGUGAAGAAGGAGCUGAACCGGAAGGUAAAAGCUCUCAAUUUACCGGUUGAUCUACGUUCCCAUCCUCACCUAUGGUCACAAACUCUGGGUUAUGACCGAAAGGACAAAAUCACGGGUACAAGCGUCCGAAAUAAGUUUCCUCCACCGGGUGGUGGUGCUCUCCCUUAGAGAUAGGGUGAGAAGCUCUGCCAUCCGGGAGGAACUCAAAGUAAAUCCGCUGUUCCUCCUCAUUGAGAGGAACCAGAUGAGGUGGUUCGGGCAUCUGGUCAGGAUGCCACUCGAACGCUUCUAUAGGGAGGUGUUUAGGGCACGUCCAACCGGUAGGAGGCCAAGAGGAAGACCCAGGACACGUUGGGAAGACUUUGUCUCCGGGCUGGCCUGGGAACGCUUUGGGAUCCCCCGGGAAGAGCUGGACGAAGUGGCUGGGGAGAGAAAAGUUUAGGCUUCCCUGCUUAGGCUGCUGCCCCUGCAACCCGACCUCGGAUAAGCGGAAGAAGAUGGAUGGAAUUGAUUUACGUGGACCCCCGACUUAAACAAGUUAAAAAACGUAUUCGGGUGUUUCCAUUUAGUGGUCAAUUGUACUAAAUAUGUACUCUACUGUGCACUCCACUAAUAAAAGUUUCAAUCAAUCAAUCAAAGGCAGUAGAUAAUAAAAUGUGGGUAUCAGGGUCCCUUUUUCUUCCUUGGAGUGACAUGGAAAACUGAUGAAAUAUGGCCAUGGUGUUGUUGUUGUUUUUUUAGUUGUAGUUACGUUGUAAUCAAGCAUAUGGCUUGUUUUUGAAUGUAAUGACCUCUCAUGCGUGUGAACUAUUGAAUGCAUCGGCACUGAGACAUGGUAUAAAAUGGCAUUUCCUCCAAGAUGGAAUGGGUUAACUGCAAUAAAGUUGAGAACUACUGUAA
Molecule: messenger RNA, 3017 nt
Organism: Nerophis ophidion (straightnose pipefish)
Lineage: Eukaryota; Metazoa; Chordata; Actinopteri; Syngnathiformes; Syngnathidae
Gene: hpdl
Product: 4-hydroxyphenylpyruvate dioxygenase-like
Exons: 6
Coding region: 2-1279 (425 amino acids)
Biological process (GO): aromatic amino acid metabolic process
Molecular function (GO): 4-hydroxyphenylpyruvate dioxygenase activity
Source: RefSeq, a predicted model, not a curated record